Molecule: messenger RNA, 3177 nt
Organism: Melanotaenia boesemani (Boeseman's rainbowfish)
Lineage: Eukaryota; Metazoa; Chordata; Actinopteri; Atheriniformes; Melanotaeniidae
Gene: alpl
Product: alkaline phosphatase, biomineralization associated
Exons: 12
Coding region: 323-1906 (527 amino acids)
Biological process (GO): dephosphorylation
Cellular component (GO): plasma membrane
Molecular function (GO): alkaline phosphatase activity
Source: RefSeq, a predicted model, not a curated record
ACUCAAUUUGGCACCAGUUUGGACUCGCUGGAGCAAAUGAAUACUUGGUGGCACCAUGUCUGACGAUGGAUUUUACACGAUACUGACCACCGUAUUGUCUGGCAUUCUGCUGGUGGCUGUUCUGGCUCUUCUCUGUUAUUUCACCUGCAGACUGGCCGGGUCGAUACCUUUGGGUGGACCUGGGCGCUUUUGAGACCAGUACUGCAACUAUUCCACAUCCGAGAUAUGUCGGUGACACGACUGGAGUCAGACUUCCACAGCUUCUCAAAGUGGCAUCUUAUGGCUGUCUAGACUCACGCAUCAGCCACACACAGACGACAACAUGAAGGUGUCAGCCUUGCUCAUUGUUUCCUUCUGUCUGAUUUUGGGGUGCUUAGGAAGGCCACAGGUCCCUGAACAAGAGAAAGACCCCAAGUUUUGGAACACAUGGGCUCAGCAGACUCUGAAAAAUGCUUUGAACAUGCAAAAUCUCAAUAAAAACAAAGCAAAGAAUCUCAUCCUCUUCCUUGGAGAUGGCAUGGGCGUACCCACGGUGACGGCUGCUCGAAUACUGAAGGGUCAGUUGAAUGGACAGAGUGGAGAAGAGACGCAGCUGGAGAUGGACAAGUUCCCUUUUGUGUCUUUGGCCAAGACAUACAACACAGACGCACAGGUGCCUGACAGUGCUGGCACAGCCACGGCUUACCUCUGUGGGGUUAAGGCCAACGAGGGCACAGUGGGCGUGAGUGCAGCUUCUGUUCGCUCCCAGUGUAACACCACAGAGGGCAAUGAGGUCACCUCCAUCCUCAGAUGGGCUAAAGAUUCAGGAAAGUCUGUGGGAAUAGUGACUACGACACGUGUCAACCAUGCAACUCCGAGCGCUGCUUAUGCCCAUUGUGUGGACAGAGACUGGUACUCUGACAACGAGAUGCCAGCUGAAGCCCUGCAGGCUGGGUGCAAGGACAUUGCUCGACAGCUUUUUGAAAACAUUCCCAACAUUGAUGUGGUUAUGGGUGGAGGAAGGAAAUAUAUGUUCCCCAAAAACAUGUCGGAUGUAGAAUACCCUGAUAUAGCCAAGUACAGCGGCACACGGAAAGAUGGAAGAAACCUAGUGACAGAAUGGACAGACAGAAUGAAGGAUAAGAAUGGUCAUUAUGUAUGGAACAAGAAGCAGCUUCUAUCCCUGAACCCAAACAAUGUGGAUUACUUACUGGGUAUCUUUGAACCUAUGGAUCUGUCUUAUGACUUGGAGAGGAACUCUGACUCCGAUCCUUCACUGACAGAGAUGGUGGAUGUAGCUAUCAAGAUUCUGAGGAAGAAUCCCAAUGGAUUUUACCUGCUUGUAGAAGGAGGACGUAUUGACCAUGGACACCAUGAGGGCAAGGCCAAGCAGGCUCUGUAUGAAACUGUGGAAAUGGACCGGGCUAUUGGCCGUGCAGAUCUCUUGACCAGCAUCCACGAUACACUGACCGUAGUUACUGCUGAUCAUUCUCACGUGUUCAGCUUUGGAGGCUACACAUUCAGAGGAAAUUCAAUAUUUGGUCUGGCCCCAAUAUUGAGUGAUGUUGAUCAGAAGCCUUUCACUUCUAUUUUAUAUGGAAAUGGACCAGGUUACAAACUUGUCAACGGUGCAAGGGAGAAUGUUUCAAGUAUUAACUACAAGGAAAACAACUACCAGGCCCAGGCAGCUGUACCUCUGAGUUCAGAGACUCAUGGAGGAGAUGAUGUGGCUGUGUUUGCAAAGGGUCCUCUGGCUCACCUGCUGCAUGGAGUCAAUGAGCAGAACUACAUCCCCCAUGUAAUGGCGUAUGCAGCCUGCAUCGGUCAGAACAGGGGCCACUGUAUGUUAAAAGGUGGAACAGUUGGUUUGCAGCCAGUCUUUUCUAGCAUUGCAACCAUUGUCACAGUCGCUCGACUUCUGUGCUGACCUUCCCCAGACAAUUUUCUUUUAUCAUUAGAUUUAUCAAGUCUCUCAUUUUAAGAUUUGAUUUUUUUUAUUAUUCUACUGUAUUUUGAUUGUGGGACCACUAUAAAGAAAUCUUUUUUUAUGAUAGAAAUUAACCAACAGAAAUUAUAAUCACAACUAUACUCAAGGGACUUAAAAAGGCACCACCCAUUUAAUUAAAAAUGAUUUUAAAAAUAAAUAAAAAUAUUGUUGUUUUAACAGAACAUGAUGACUGAGGGCAACAUCCACAUUCUCCUUUUAAUACAUUUUAGUAUCAGAACAACCAUAAAGUGUAGCAACAGUGUGUGAUGCUGGCUGAGAUCUCUUUGCAGGUGACCUCGGUAAGUCUUGGUCACGUGUUGCUGACCUUGCCUGAGUCAGUCUAAUUUACUGUUGCUGCAGAAUCAUGUUCUGGCACAAUCAUGGACAGAUUUCCAUUCUUUAGUCUGGCUGUUUCUUCUGCUUAGCCAUGUAAUUGUGCAGACAUUACAAGGAUUUUAUUUUGUGGUUGUUUUGUUGCAAUGGUACACAAUCUUUAGAGGUGGGCAUUUGUCAAUUUAUUUAAGGAUGGAGAACUGACCAACUUGGGGCAAAAUUAUUUUCUCCUGCAAGUCAGUGAGAACAUUACUCAACCCUCCCCAACUUUUUUUCCUUUUUUUAUGUGAGCUUAUUUUUCAUAAAUUUGAAAAAUAAGGGUGGUGCACUUUUAAAUUGUUGGUAAAAUUUCAGUUUCAGCCUGUUCAGCCAAAUAUUUAUGUAAAAAAAAAAGAAAAAAUCAUGAUGUAUCAAAAUCAUUUUUAAUCAUAUAAUCAGAUAUAUUGAUUGUAACCUUAAUUUUUAAAAAAUUGAUUUUAAGAUCUGUUUAAUCUUGUUUAAUUGAACUCAUUUGGUUUAAAUAGACAGAAUUUGCAAAUAUUUGAAGUUGUUUCAUAUUUCAAAUGUAUUCAAAUGUGCAGUUAACAGAAUCUACCUCAGUAGCUUCCAAAACAUCACUCAUGACAAUAGCGUGUUCUCACGGAUGGACUUUGUUGAGCAAAUUUUGUGCCAGAGCCAGAGGCAACUGAAUGUAUAAUUGACAAAACAUCAAAAUAUACAUGGGUUUCUUAUCAAACUGUAGCCUACACUUUCCAUUUUCACUUAAAGCAAUGAGAAAGGCCAUGUUCUAUUUUGUCCAAUUACCAUUUCUAAAUACCAUUUGUAUCGUCUGAUCAUCUUGCUGUCCAUUCCAUUGCAACAAUAAUGAUUUAACCAGU